ACGAGGUGAUAGUGUUGGCUGAAUAUAAAUAGGCUAAAUUCAAAGGCUUGGAAGCGAUAAAGCUCGGAGCUCGGAGCUCGGAGCAGAUCUGCUGGACUGUCGAGGCCCGGCGAGAUUCACGCCGGCGAAUAUUUCCGGUGAGGCUGAGCCAUCAAUUUUGGCGAUCGACGAUGACCAGUCAUCACUGGAGAGCUAAUAAUAGUCACAAACGCAGCAGGAACGGUCCGGAGAUGAAGGAGAAAGCGAAGAAGACAACGAAAUUCGAACGACGACUAGUGAGGUACCAGGAGUUGCCGGAAUUCUUAAGAGAUAACGAAUACAUAUUGGACUAUUACCGUUCGGAAUGGCCCGUGAAGGACGCCUUGUGGAGCGUCUUCUCAUGGCACAACGAAACCCUAAACAUAUGGACGCAUUUAGCGGGAUUUCUGAUAUUCGCGGCGUUUGCUCUGGUGAGCACUAUGAAGACGAUGCAGCUGGAGCUCGGAGAUUUCGCUUCAAAUUUGAGCAGAGCUGCGGCGGGGGGCGUGCUGAUGACGACGGAGGUGAUCAACGGCUCUGGUAGUGGUGGCACCCGAUUCUCUGAGAUGGGGACAAAAGUGGUGGGGCCUAUGGGAGGGAAGGCGCCAGCAAAAUCCCAGUGGCGCGAGAUAUGA
Messenger RNA from Neltuma alba, 653 nucleotides. Its product is annotated as heptahelical transmembrane protein 2-like. Lineage: Eukaryota; Viridiplantae; Streptophyta; Magnoliopsida; Fabales; Fabaceae. Gene Ontology annotation, molecular function: signaling receptor activity. Gene Ontology annotation, biological process: response to hormone. Gene Ontology annotation, cellular component: membrane. Bases 171 to 653 code for a protein of 160 amino acids. The transcript has 4 exons. The record is from RefSeq and is a predicted model, not a curated record.